AUGGAGGAGCAGGAGGAGCUCGAUUAUAGCGAAGACCCGUCGGAUUUCUUGGAUGACCCCCUCGACGAGAUACCCAUACCAGCCGUCCCCAUGGACAAGACACCAGCGGUCACCAGGGUUCAGACACCAGCAACUCCAAGUGUCAAGGCUCCGCCAUCAAUUAAGAGCCUGGGAAGAAUCCCGAAAAAACAAACCAUGAGGGAUAUUACAGAAAAAAUGCUGGACAAAAUUGGAGAUCCAAAGGAAACACUUCAAACUGAAGGAAAAAAGAAGCAAGCACGUCAUGACCGGCGACAGAACAUCCGCGCAAGCAACCGAACACAUCCACAGAACCCACUCCCACGUCGCACCCCGCUUCUUCCCACUCCGAUUCGCCCCACUCCAAUCCGCCCCAUUCCUCUGCUCCCUGACCGUCCUCAUCCCAUCCCUCCCAUUCCUCCUUUUCCUUUCCCUCAGGGAAUCCCCAUAAUGAACUCUCCUUGGAACUUCCACGAGCAGACGGCCUAUUUCCUUGCCCAGCAGAUAUAUAGUCAAAAUGCAUCCAACCUCUCCUUUGGAGCUCCGGGACGGAGCUCAGGGGGAGAGGGGGGAUGUGAAAUGCAAGGAUCCUGGGCAAGGAACCGCGGCGGCCCCGCCCGCCAACAAGGAGGGAAGAGAGAGCGUGGCGGUGGAGAGGGUCGCGGGCCAACAUGA
Caenorhabditis remanei is the source of this 693-nucleotide messenger RNA. RefSeq lists its product as uncharacterized. The transcript has a single exon. Bases 1 to 693 code for a protein of 230 amino acids. The record is from RefSeq and is a predicted model, not a curated record. Lineage: Eukaryota; Metazoa; Nematoda; Chromadorea; Rhabditida; Rhabditidae.